This is a messenger RNA of Drosophila rhopaloa, 1173 nucleotides long. RefSeq names its product odorant receptor 67d. The transcript is spliced from 4 exons. Lineage: Eukaryota; Metazoa; Arthropoda; Insecta; Diptera; Drosophilidae. The record is from RefSeq and is a predicted model, not a curated record. Gene Ontology annotation, cellular component: plasma membrane. Bases 1 to 1173 code for a protein of 390 amino acids. Gene Ontology annotation, molecular function: odorant binding; olfactory receptor activity. Gene Ontology annotation, biological process: detection of chemical stimulus involved in sensory perception of smell; sensory perception of smell.
AUGGCAAAAAUAGAGCCUGUGGAGCGCUACCGAAAAGUGAUUCGUGUAAUCCGUUUUUGCGUGGGAUUCUGCGGAAAUGACGUGGCUGAUCCCAAUUUCCGGAUGUGGUGGCUCACCUACACUGUGAUUGGAGCGAUUGGCUUUUUCUUCGCCUGCACCGGUUACACCAUUUACGUGGGCGUGGUCAUCAAUGGAGACCUCACUGUGAUCCUUCAGGCAUUGGCGAUGGUGGGAUCGGCGAUCCAAGGACUUACCAAGCUCCUGGUCACCGCCAACAGCGCCGCUCAAAUGAGAGAACUUCAGAAUACUUUCGACGAUAUCUACCGGGAAUAUGGUGCGAAAGGUGGUGAAUAUGCCAAAUGCUUGGAACGAAGAAUUCGAACAACCUGGCAACUAAUCAUCGGCUUUAUGUUCGUCUACAUUAUUCUUUUGGGUCUGAUCAUAAGCUUUCCGAUUUUCUACUUGCUGGUUUUGCAUAAAAAGGUUUUGGUUAUGCAAUUCUUGAUGCCUAUUCUUAAUCAUAACACCGAUGGAGGUCACCUGGUGCUCACCGCAGUUCAUGUGGCUUUAAUUACUUUCGGUGGCUUCGGUAAUUACGGUGGGGAUAUGUACCUUUUCCUAUUCGUCACCCAUGUCCCUUUGAUAAAGGACAUAUUCAGUUUGAAGCUCAAGGAUUUAAACGAGGUGAUUGUCCAAGGAAAUCAGUACCCAAAGGUAAGAGCAAUGCUCUGUGAUCUACUUACCUGGCAUCAGCUUUAUUCAAGUAUUUUGCAAACUACCAAAAGGAUCUAUAGCAUCGUGUUGUUUGUGCAGCUUUCAACCACUUGUGUCAGUCUGUUGUGCACCAUAUCUUGCAUAUUUAUAAAAUCAUGGCCCGCAGCUCCUCUCUACCUUUUAUUCGCCGCUAUAGUUCUCUACACCUUCUGCGGUCUUGGCACUUUGGUGGAGAAUUCCAACGAGGACUUUCUGACGGUAAUCUACACGGAUUGUCUGUGGUAUGAGUUGCCCGUGAAGGAGGAGAAGCUAAUUAUCCUAAUGAUUGCCAAGGCUCAAAAGGAGGUUUGCCUCACCGCAGCCGAUAUGGCACCAUUGUCAAUGAACACAGCUCUCAAGUUGACCAAAGGAAUUUAUAGUUUCAGUAUGAUGCUAAUGAACUACUUGGGAAAGGAUUAA